Messenger RNA from Camelina sativa (false flax), 2110 nucleotides. RefSeq lists its product as uncharacterized. The record is from RefSeq and is a predicted model, not a curated record. Lineage: Eukaryota; Viridiplantae; Streptophyta; Magnoliopsida; Brassicales; Brassicaceae.
AUUCUUUUUUUUUUUUUUUUUUUUUCCGCAUAUGGUGCCGAGUUUUUUUUGUUUAAUUUGAUUUGCAAAACCUUCUUUAAUGGUUUCUGAAUCGGGAACAAGAAGAAGAAAGCUAACACUGAGAUCCAUGGCGAUGGUGUUUACCCAACCCAAGAAAAACUUACUUCCUCUUCUUCUCUUUCUCUUCUGUAUCUCCGUCAUCAUUCUACUCGUUCUCGUCUCCGAGACCACUCACUCUUACCCCGGACGAGGCACCACUUCCCGGCGAAAUUACAAUGGUGCCCCUCCUUUCACAUUCCUCAUCAAAGUCCUCACCUAUAACCGUCUCCACUCUCUCUCCCGCUGUCUCAGAUCCCUAUCCGCCGCAGACUACGGCGUUUCCGGCGACAGAGGAAAAAUUCACCUCCACGUCUACAUCGAUCAUUUCAACCUCGCGAGGAACGAUACACCUGUUGAAGAUAACUUGAAUAGCGCGAGAGAGAUCCUAGGGUUUGUGGAUAGAUUCGACUGGAGAUUUGGGGAAAAAGUGGUUCACUAUCGGACUGAUAACGCCGGGUUACAAGCGCAGUGGCUUGAGGCUUGGUGGCCUAGCUCAGAUCACGAAUUCGCCUUUGUAGUUGAAGAUGAUCUUGAGCUUUCUCCGCUUUACUAUGGUUUUCUGGAACGCGUGAUUCGUAAUUACUACUAUGAUCCUUCCAAUUUCAAUCCUUCCGUCUAUGGAGCUUCGCUUCAGAGACCAAGGUUCGUUCCAGGUAAACAUGGAAAUAAAAUACAUGUAGAUCCCAAAACGAAUCUUCUCUUAUAUCAGUUGGUGGGAACUUGGGGGCAGCUUCUCUUCCCAAGACCGUGGAAAGAGUUCAGACUAUGGUUUGACGAGCACAAGGCGAAUGGGAAGAAGCCUUUCCUUGAUGGCAUGGUGUCAAAUGGAUGGUACAAGAGGCUGGGAGAACGAAUAUGGACACCUUGGUUCAUAAAGUUUGUUCAUUCUCGUGGCUAUUUUAAUAUCUACACUAAUUUUCCGAAUGAGGGGGCUCUAAGUGUCUCUCACAGGGAUUCUGGUGUUAACUAUGCGAAAACCGCUGGGCCAGAUUCACAGUUAUUGAAUAAAAGUUCAGUCAGUUUUGAUUCUUUGAAACUCCAACCCUUGAGCAACCUUAAGUGGUACGAUUUUUGUUUCAGCGAAGUUGUUCCCGGUAGGGUUGUGAGAAACCUGAAUGAACUUGGCACCAUUCUUCCUUCUGUGCAGAUUGAGAAAACCAUAAUUCUGAUCAGUCUAUAUGAUGCAGACAAGAUUUUCAUCAGGAACUUACUCUGCCAUUUCGAGAAGCUUAAUACUCAAAACCACAUUUUUAUAGGCCCUAGCUCUGAGCUGUUCUAUGAUCUUUCAAGAAGGGGACAUCCUGUGAUUGAUGCGGAUAUGUUUCUCGACAAGUUGAUCAAAAGCAAAACUUCUUAUCCAAACUCAGUGAAGGAGGCUCUGGGCAAUGCAUACGUUGUUCAGAAAUGCUUAGAACUCGGAUACAGCACCUGGGUAGUUUCAAGUAAUGCGCUUUUGGUUGAUAAAGGUCCUAUAAUUGAUAGAGUCAGCUCAGAGUAUGACUUCUAUACGGGGGAAAGCUCUGGAAUUUUGAUUGUUCAAUCUUCAUCAGUCAGUCGAAAGUUAUGGAGCAAUGAGUUUCUACACAGCAUUGCAUCCUCAGCAACUAAGAAUCCAACUCCAAAACAAAGUAUAGAUUUUAUUCAUCUAGUGAAGGAGCUAGUGGAGCAAAAGGGCAAGAGGAUUAAGACUCUAGAGACGAUGGGUGUUGCAGAGAGUACCGUCACCAGCACAAACCAAUCGUUGGGAGAUGGCAAGGCGGUGCUGUAUUGGUCACCUAAGGUCGGUUCCAAUAUCAUUCGGACAAAGCUUGAAGAGUUGAACUUGUGGCUCAUUGAUGAUGAUCUCUCUUGCAAGACUGUGGUUUGUCAUAAGUCAUUACGUUAGCAACAUAUUGGUAUUGCAACAAUUCGUUAUUUAGUUUUUUGUUGAAAGUUAUAUAUAGAUGAUGUAAUAGCAGCAACCAAUGGUAACUCGUUUUAUAUCAAUAUACCAAGAAUAGAUUCUUUGUUA